This is a messenger RNA of Aspergillus wentii DTO 134E9, 2475 nucleotides long. Its product is annotated as nitrogen permease regulator 3 family protein. NCBI's taxonomy places the organism in Eukaryota, Fungi, Ascomycota, Eurotiomycetes, Eurotiales, Aspergillaceae. Gene Ontology annotation, cellular component: GATOR1 complex. The record is from RefSeq and is a predicted model, not a curated record. Bases 1 to 2475 code for a protein of 824 amino acids. The transcript is spliced from 2 exons. Gene Ontology annotation, biological process: negative regulation of TORC1 signaling; positive regulation of autophagy; TORC1 signaling.
AUGUCAUCAAUUGCUCGCCCUCCAGAUCCCUGCUUGGUGGCAAUAAUCCUGAUCGUCCGCUCCCGCGCCGGCCCACGUUUUGUGUUCCACUACCCCCCGAACCCUCUCAGCGAGAACGGCCUACCAACCCCGCAUACGCAGAAAGGCCGACGCAUCUCACGUAGCAAAAGCGGGCAGGGGAAGAGCACGGAUUCCAGCUCCAGUGACUCGAGCUCGUCGACCUCGGACGAAGAUGAGGAGGAACCGCACCAUCUGGCUGGUAGCACGACGAUGUCGUCGUCGCUGAUGCCGGCGAGACGGAUGAGUAGCUUUGGCAUCGAUGACCAUGUGUCUGCGUCUGCGUCGCCGGUUGGGGAGUCGUCAGCUCACCGUCCUGGUUCUUUGAGCUCUGGGCGGGGUUUGAUGCGGAAGCGCGGCCCGGCUUCUGAUGUGGAUGAUGACGCGGGUGCUGCGUCGGAUAGGCAGGAGGAUGCGGGGUCUGGAGGCCCGUACCGUCCUCCGUGGGAAUCGCUCUUGGGGCUUCCUGCGGAUGUGUGGGAGAAGUUGUUGAGUCCGUCGCGGUCGUGGCAUAAACGGCGGUUUGAGGUGGGGAUUAAUGAUUUGGCCUUUGUUGGGUGGCCGGUGUUUGUCCGUGAAGAUGGCACAUGGAGGAAACAGAGACGAAAGAAAAAGAAGAAGCCUCGGGCGGAGUGGGAUGGAGGGGAGUUGGGACAUAACGAGCAUGCAGAGGAUGGUCGAGAUGGGGAUGGGGAUGGGGAUGAUCUAAUGGCAGAUUCGACUGAUACCCUGAGUCCGAAGCAAUUGUCUGCCUCGGAUGCGAAGCGUGCGUCACUGACUAGCAGUCUGCAGAAUGGGAGGGCGCAAAGUGAACCGCUUGAUGAGGAUGAUGAUAAAGAUUCCAUGACCAUGUUUAAUGUUGUCUUUGUGGUGGAUCCGCCAUUGUUGGAAUACUCGAUGCGGAUUCGGGAUAUCUACGACAAUAUCAUCAAGAAGUUUGCCAAAGCCUUGAAAUGGGAGCAGGCUCGUACGGAUUACGUGUGGAGGGAAGCAUUGCACAUCUCGCAUAUGAAAGAGAAAGCUAAAGAAAAAAGAACCUCUGUCAACACCCUUUACGCGGAGUUGAUAUCGCAGUCGUCACUUGCUCGAGCUAUCUAUACGGUCUUUACCAGUAUAUCGGCUUCGAAGAUUGCAUCCGUCUCACUAAGUCAAGAUGUGUCUAUUUCGCUUCAGAUCCCUCCUCUCACUUCAACGCCCUACCUUGCCGGACCAACUGAUAAAGCAUACCCCGGGCUUUGGCUCACUACGGCAGAUAGCGUUACUCCUGUUGAUGACCCGGCGGUUGAUGAUAACGUCGCGCCCCAUCAAGUGCUAGCGAAGCACUUUGCCCUUCUAUUACUAGACAAUGAAGCGACGAUUAUCAAAGACGUUGAAGCGUCUGGUGGUGCCCUGGCUCCGGCGCUGGCUCAUUAUCUUCGAUGCUCUAAACCAACCAAGUCUUUUGCUCAAAUAUCUGCCGCAUCAGGCAUUCCGCUCUCGACGAUCCAGAUGCUGGCUAGCCAUCUCGUGUACUGGAGACGUGCGCGUGCUAUACCCCCUCUCCACCAGCGCGACACAUACAUCGUAUCUCCGAACUGCGAUCUGAGCAAGCUGGGUGUCGCUACUGCUGCUUACCAACUAGCAUUCCCCACGCUACCGAGCUUACCAAAGAUGUUAUCUGCGAUGAGUGGAAGCCCACGACCUUAUGGAAGUUUCAUCCCCAGCAAAGACCAUAAAGAGACAUACUUUGCGAUACUGGCAUGGUUGUUACGAGGAGGAUGGGUUACUCAACUUCGUGCAUUUGCGAGAGUCAAAGUCACGCCAGAGAUCAAGAUGGCGGUGGAGAUGGCCCUCCGCAGAGAAGAGGUAGACAAGUACCUGGCUAAAGGUGUAUCGACGACAAUCUCCACAGUGGAGGAGAAUGAAGACAGCGACGGUGACGACGCCAGCUCAUCGUCGUCAUCGUCCCUUGCAAGCCAGGGAAGCGGUGAAGAAACUCCAAUGCCAGGCCGAUACAACAUGGCCGGGGAGAUGCACCUCUCGCGUUCCUUGCUGGACCGCAACACGUCCCUGAAAACGGCGUCGCUCAUCCUGUCGCCUCAUCGCGCCUCACCCCUCGAGUCUCGAUGGUUGGAUGAGAUUGUCGCACGGUUCCCCGAGUACCCAGGCUUAGAUCAGAGUCUGGGAGACGCACCAAGUUCUGACGGGGCUGGAGACCUUGAAGUUGCGGGACUCGGAACGUCACUCAGGAAGUAUUGGCCUACGUUUAUCAAAUAUUUCAAUGGAUGCGACGCCCUCGAAAAGAUCUCCGUUCGGGAAGGGCUGAAGCGCAAGUUGGUCUGGCAGAUAGUCACACGGCUAGGGUUGGUGACAGGACAGCAGUCCUCGAUAGAAUUGGACCCACGAGAACAAGUCCUGGUCAGUGUCAGACACUGGUGA